Knipowitschia caucasica is the source of this 429-nucleotide messenger RNA. Lineage: Eukaryota; Metazoa; Chordata; Actinopteri; Gobiiformes; Gobiidae. The record is from the annotation of a GenBank genome assembly.
AUGGGGGAGGAGUGCUUCUCCAGGGAGCCAUCAGUGACAUUGGAGCCCAGACUGCAGCAAAAAGCCUGCUCACAGAGCCCUGUGGUGCAAACUCUGGGGGUGGCCAUCUACCGAGCUCUGGACUGGGGCCUGGACAGCAGCGAGGAGCGGGAGCUGAGCCCACAGCUAGAGUGCCUCAUCGAGGGCAUGGUGGGGGGCGAGGAGGGGAAUGGGGCAGGGAGCGGGGCAUUUGACGAGGGUUACAGUGAACCAGAGGCGGCCUGUCGUCCCGUCUGUUCCCUCCGCCAAGUGAUGGCCCUGUGUUCAUGCCGCCUGGUGGAGCCCUCUCUGGCCCCGGAGCAUUACCAGGCUGUAGUCAGAGCGCUGUUUGUGGAGACACUGGAGCUACAAACCUUCCUCCAGAAGAUCCGAAAUGCCAAACAGGUCUGA